GGAAGUAGAGGUAUAAAUGCAGGACAAUGACCUAAUUGCGGACAGAGCGCUCACUGCUUUCUCAUCGGUCAUUCACGUCAGUUGAACUUCGAUAUUAUUCCCCAAAAAGUUGUCGAGUUCCCGUAACACCCUAAAUCCGGGAACACAAUCCAGUGCACCGAAUCGUAAAAACGCGAUCCCUGCAAAAGAGGGAAAAUUAUUCGGUGACCUAGGUAUUCAAGGUCAGUUCAAGGCCACGACUCGUCUCUCCAACCAUGAAGGCGAUAAAUUGGGUUCGUUGGCUGCUUGCGGCCUGUGUCUGCGCGUCUCUUUGGUCCGUGGCACUUGCCAGGUACAAAUACCGGAAUCAACAGCCCCCGAUAUACAAGAAAUCGUGGCCGACGGGACCGAGGAUAUCGAUGGGCAAUUCGGUUCACAUGAACGCCGGACCCCCCGGAUACAAACCGAACUACAAUCGUCCGAUUUAUAAGCCAACGAGUUACAGAUACCCUCCGCCAAAUCCAGUGCGGAGGCCGCCAAUGUUCGGAGCACCACCUUCUUGGAAAUCGCCGCCGAUGAUGGGUCCGCUUUCGAGUCAAGGAUCGCUGCCUCAGCGAGGACCAGUGAAGGAGUUCCACUCGAUGAACAAGGUGGCGGAAUACAGUCCGGAGUACAGACCAGACCAGGCGAUGUCACCGCCGUCGCAUCACGCGGCCCAAACGGACGACGACAAGGGUCCGAUCCACACAAUUCCGGCCCCGAAUCUGAGCCCGGCUGACAAGCCGUACAACCUGCAAUCGCAGGGCGAUUACCUGCCUUCCCCGAGCCAGGACUACGCGGCGUCAAUAUCACCUGCAGGAAAUCCCCAGAUCAACGUCUUCGGCACCUCUCCACAGACGCAGAGGGUCUCGACGAGUCCCUCGCCAAUUUUCCACCGCUACGAGGUGACGGAGACGAACGAGAUCGGGCACCAGGACUUCAGGACCUCGGCCCAGCCUGCGGCUUUCCUUACGCCGGAUUUCGACGUCACCAGACUGACAGCCGGUGGCGGAUCGGCCCAAAACGGCGACGUUUUUGCCGCUCUGCCGUCAAACACCGCCCUCGUCGGUUUCGGCCAGUCGAACGGCGCCAUGCAGACGAACCUUCACAGUUCUCUCCACGUCGGUUUUCCCGGCCAAGGAGUCGCGCCGCAAUCGACCGAUCAGCAGCGGAGUCCCGAACUCCACGUCGGGCAUCGGGCGCCGACCGAUCCACCGCUCUCUGCGAACCAGCUUUACGAUCUGCUCAACAGUUUCCCCCAGCAGGUUGGCGAACAGUACUCGACCACCCAGCAGCAGCAGCAACUCGAUCAGCUUUUCCCGGCUCAGUUCUCCGAGCCGCAGAUGCACUCCUUCAACUACGACGAGCAGGCCAACAAGCUGCUCCUGCAACAGCAACAACAGCAGCAGCAGCAACAACAACAACAGCAACAGCAACAGCAACAGCAACAACAACAACUUCAACAGCAGCACCAGAAUAUAUUCGUUGAUCGGGAUUACGGCAGCGGUCGAGUCACCGCUGAUUACAGUCUGGAACCCGACUCUCGCGACGCGGGUUUGACCAGGGUGACGGAGAACUCGGAGAACAGCGUUAUAGACACAGCCUACGAAGAUGUCAAACAGCCCCAACAGCACCGGCAGCAGCAACAGCAUCAAGGCGGCCAGUCGACGUACUUUGCGCAGGUUGGUGGAGAGGACGACGGAAGUAUGUCGACUCAGUUCUACACAACCCUGCCGAGCAGAGAGGCAGCGGAGAAAUUGGCGGCUCUGGCCGCAGCUGGGAACGUGAACAGUCAUCUUCUGGACCAGUUGAGGAAACAGCAGGCUUCUUCUUCGGUUCUUCCCCCGAAUCACAAGGAGGAACGUUACGAGGUCCGGGAUCCUGGGGAGGAUUUAGAGUCCAGGUAUCAGGAUAUUAGGUAUCUUCAACAGCAGCAGCAGCGGAAUGGGCAGAGAGAGGAUGAAACCCAAGGCGAUGAUGACGAUGAUCGACAAAACUCAGAGGGCAAGAGACCGCUGAGGAUAAUGGUGCCGGACCUGGAAGACUAUGGAGAAGAUGAAAAUGAACAGAGAAAUUUUAGGAAUGGUGAAGCGGACUCGAACAAGGGAGCGACGAUCAGGGAAGAGUACGAGUACGAUGACAAUCAGGAGGAGGAACAGCGAAUCGGGAAUAUGGAGGAACAGGAGGAGUACGGUCAGAAUCCAGACUCGGAAUUCGGAUCGCGUAUCGCAACUACAAAGAACCAGUGAUCAGGGAGCAAUAACUUGAGGGAGUUUUUGCUCAAACUUUUCUAUGGCUUCUACCGAGGAACAGUACAUCUGUGGGUUUUUUUUCACAUGUUUUGUCGACUUUGGAUUUUUCCGAAGAGAAAGGAACGACGUAUUUUUAUAAAAAACGAAACGGCGAGUUUUUACUUGCGAUACUUGAUUGAAUUGUUUUUUUUUUUUUUUUUUAUUUUUUUUACUUUUUGAAAGUUUAGUUCUUACAAAAACCACAACAUUUAUCAACGGUAAAGAAUUUGCACUUUGGGCAACACAAUUUAAUUUAUUCGUGGAUAACGAUAUUUCGCGAUUUCAAGUUCGUAUACAAGAGGAAGAUGGAGAGAAAAUAUUGUUCCAACGUAUCUCGCGAACAAUAACAUUUGAAAAAAUUUUCAGUUCUUCUUAAUUUUUUUGGCAAAUCCAUUUGAGAAACGGUGCGCAUCAUAAGUGGACAAACCAUCACACAAACCGUGUGGAAGAUUGAUCCUCGAUAGGAUUUCAUACCUCGUACUGAAUUAUUUGGAGCUAUAAUAAUAUUAAUUGAUUAUUUAUUUAUUUAUUUGUUCACUAAUGUAUUUAUUAUAUUAAAUUUAGUAGUUUAAAAUAAACCAGACCCGAUGUUUCGCAAUAUCAUCGAUACUGUUAUUUUCCCACCUUUUUACCCACUAAACCUUCCGUUUUCCAUUUUAGACUUUUUUUUCAGAUCAUUCUGUAUGUACAGAUUACGAAUUGUAAUACAAUUAUGUGGUAUUUUCUAUAAUUACCAUAAUCAAGAGCUUAAAAAUACUUGUCAAAUAUUCGGUACAUAUUGUAUGCUAUACAUACAU
Messenger RNA from Neodiprion virginianus, 3106 nucleotides. RefSeq names its product basic-leucine zipper transcription factor A-like. The record is from RefSeq and is a predicted model, not a curated record. The coding region runs from base 255 to 2267 and encodes 670 amino acids. The transcript is spliced from 3 exons. NCBI's taxonomy places the organism in Eukaryota, Metazoa, Arthropoda, Insecta, Hymenoptera, Diprionidae.